This is a messenger RNA of Triticum turgidum subsp. durum (durum wheat), 1209 nucleotides long. NCBI's taxonomy places the organism in Eukaryota, Viridiplantae, Streptophyta, Magnoliopsida, Poales, Poaceae. The record is from the annotation of a GenBank genome assembly.
AUGCCGGAGGCGGACACGCUGGCCGCGGUGACCGCGGCGGAGGUGGUGUCCCCGCGAUCUGGCUACUUCCGGCAGCGGAGCAUAAACGCCCCGGAUCCGGACCGCAAGGCGUUCGACGUCGAGAACCCGCCGGGAGCCUCCGUGGGCGCCGCCGGAGCCGGGGCAGGAGGCCUGGGGCUCCGGCCCAGCGAGUCCGUCGCCAAGCUGGAGUCGCUGGAGCGGGCGGAGCGCGCCGCCCUGGCGCCCGCGGUCGUGCUCAAGACGGGGUUCUACAUCCUCGUCUGGUACACCUUCAGCACCUGCCUCACCCUAUACAAUAAGACGCUGCUGGGGGACAAGCUGGGCAAGUUCCCGGCGCCGCUGCUGAUGAACACUGUGCACUUCGCGCUGCAGGCCGCGCUCUCCAAGAUCAUCCUGCUCUUCCAGGCCAAGGGGAUCGACAGCGCUGUCGAGAUGAGCUGGAAGGAUUACUUCAUGAGAGUCGUCCCAACCGCUCUGGGAACCGCGCUCGACAUAAACCUGAGCAACGCGUCUCUGGUCUUCAUCACGGUCACGUUCGCCACUAUGUGUAAAUCCGCGUCGCCAAUAUUCCUUUUGCUAUUCGCUUUUGCAUUUCGGUUGGAGAGCCCCAGCAUCAAGCUUCUAGGAAUCAUAGUUGUCAUUUCCAUUGGGGUUCUGUUGACAGUUGCCAGGGAAACUGCGUUUGACUUCUGGGGCUUCAUAUUUGUGACGCUUGCUGCUGUUAUGUCAGGAUUCCGCUGGUCCAUGACUCAGAUUCUAUUGCAAAAAGAUAGUUAUGGCCUGAAAGAUCCAAUCACCCUGAUGAGUCAUGUUACUCCGGUGAUGGCCAUAGCCACCAUGGUACUAUCUCUCCUGUUGGAUCCUUGGAGUGAUUUUCGAAAGAACACGUAUUUCGAUAACCCAUGGCACGUCAUGCGCAGUUUCUUACUUAUGCUAAUCGGAGGGAGCUUGGCUUUUUUCAUGGUUGCAGUUUUUUAUUUCCAUGAUGAAUUUACUUGGUUGAAAGGGGUUGGUCUUACCACUACUAUGGUUGGUGUUAGCUUAUUCAACUGGUACAAGUAUGAGAAAUUCAAGAAGGGUCAGAUAAAUGAGGAUGGAGUCGAUUCACCUUCAUUUAGUGGGGAUGCCAAAUACAUUAUUCUAGAUGACCUGGAAGAUGAGGAUGGGUUUCUGGAUGAAGAUACAUAA